AUGGCGCUUUGGAAAUCAGAACAUCCAGAUCUUGACAUCCCAACAAACGUAACAACCUGGCAAUGGGCCUUCGAAAGUCGAGAACACUCGCCCGUGAUAUACGCCCCCAAGGAUCAUGGACAUUACGAGAAUGCGGUGUCGAAGGAACGAUUGUCGUACGCUGAGGUCAAGGAGAAGGCGACUUCGAUCGGCACGGCGCUUGUUCGCGAGCAUGGAUUCGAGGUUGGCGAUACGGUGUCGUUGUUUGCGUCGAAUACGAUUUGGUAUCCCUUGGCGUUGUGGGCUACUGUGAGGGUUGGUGGACGCAUCAACGGCGCAUCACCCGCAUACAACACGAACGAGAUGAGCUACGCCUUGAAAGUAGCCAAGACGAAGUUCCUUUUCACCCUCCCCGGCUCCCUCGACGUCGCCACAGCAGCCGCUCAAAACGUGGGCAUACCAAAAUCCAACAUCUUCCUCCUCGAAGGCCACGCCCCAGGCCUUCUGACCAUCCACGACCUCAUCGCCCUCGGCACCCAACACCCCCCAGUCCCCUCCUACACCAUCCCCCCGAACACGACCAACAAACAAAUCUGCGGCUACCUCAACUUCUCCUCCGGCACCACCGGCCUCCCCAAAGCAGUCAUGCUCUCCCACCACAACAUCAUCGCCCAAUGCCACCAACUGCGCCAAAUCCAACUCCUCGAACCGGGCGAGCCCUACAGCAUCCUCGCCGUAACCCCCCUCUUCCACAUCACCGGCCUAGUGCGCUACAUCCACUACCCGAUCUUCAUGAACGGCUCCUCCAUCCUACUCCCCUCCUUCACCAUGCCCUCCAUGCUGGACGCAAUCCUCACCUACAAAAUCCGCGAACUCAUCCUCGUCCCGCCCAUCCUCAUCCGCAUCGUCCGCGACCCCAUCGUCGACACCUACCUCCCCGCCCUGCGCCGCGUCGUAAAACGCUGGUCCUCCGGCUCCGCCCCCACGUCCCCGGAAAUCAUCCACCUCCUUCACGCGAAAUUUCCUGACACGGGCUUCCGCCAGGGGUAUGGCGCGACGGAGAGCACGGCGUGUAUUUCGGCGCAUCCGCCGGAUUGUUAUGAUUAUCGGCAUGCGCAUACGGCGGGGAAAUUGGUGGCGAAUACGGAGGGGAAGGUGGUGGAUUUGGAGGGGACGGGGAGGGUGUUGGGGGUGGGCGAGACAGGGGAGAUUUUGGCGAGGGGGCCGCAGAUUGCGAUGGGGUAUUUGGGGAAUGAGGGGGCGACGAGGGAGACGUUUGAUGAGGACGGCUUCUUCCACACCGGCGACGUGGGCCACUUCGACUCCCAAGGACUCAUCCACAUCUCUGACCGCAUCAAAGAGAUGAUCAAAGUCCGCGGACAACAAGUCGCCCCAGCCGAACUCGAAGAUGUCCUCCUGUCGCACCCUCUCGUGGAAGACUGCGCCGUGUUAGGGAUUCCCGAUGAUUAUUCCGGCGAGGUGCCUAAAGGGUUCGUAGUUUUGAAAGAGGGUGUCAAGCCGAGUAGGCCGGUGGGGUUAGAGUUGUUGGGUUUUGUGGAGGGGAGGAAGGUAAGGUAUAAGAGGGUGAGGGAGGUGGAGUUUGUAGGGAGUGUUCCUAAGAGUCCGACGGGGAAGCUUUUGAGGAGGGUUUUGAAGGAGAGGGAGAGAGAUGCCGGGAGGGUUAGGGGGGUCGUUGUUCGGGAAGAGGGUGGUACGGUGAGGUCGAAGUUGUAG
This is a messenger RNA of Zasmidium cellare ATCC 36951, 1713 nucleotides long. RefSeq lists its product as uncharacterized. Gene Ontology annotation, molecular function: CoA-ligase activity. The coding region runs from base 1 to 1713 and encodes 570 amino acids. Lineage: Eukaryota; Fungi; Ascomycota; Dothideomycetes; Mycosphaerellales; Mycosphaerellaceae. The record is from RefSeq and is a predicted model, not a curated record. The transcript is spliced from 4 exons.